GAUGGCACAACUGAGUACAUUUGUACAUGUAUACGCUCAGGAAAUGCGUGGGCUGUUAGGUCGAAUGCACUCCCAUAUGACUUUAAAGACAUCGAAUGGUUUUCUACACAGUGCGGCCACAGCGACGUGCUGCAUUGUACUUAAAUCCCCGCCAGUUCACGCCGUCACGAGAGUUCUGUGGAAAGUGCCAGCUUGUACUUGAGGGAUUCUACAAUCUGCUCAAUUUAAGGUUAUUGUUGUUCAGCCUCACUUGGUGACUGUUUGGACGGUGACCGUAGAGGUGGUAAAGUGAAUAUCAAAAUAAUGUUCCCCAAGAACACAAUCCCAGCAACGGUGGCUAAACCGCCAGAGAAACCAUCACUUCAGAAGAAAAUAGACACUACUGUUCUGUAUAUGGCCGAUACCACAGACCAACAGGUUGAAAACAAUUACAGUCGUUGGCAAGUCAAACGGGCCAAAAUUUGCGCAUGUACUGUUGUCCUGACGACGCUGAUCCUAGUGGCCGGCACGCUGGGUGCUAUUACUAUCGUGCUGCAGGCGCAACAACACAGUACUGAUAAAGCAGCCCCCACCCAUGCAGUCCCCAAGGAGCCGCUACACAGUGGUCCUAACUCCCCUCAGAGAGGGCCCUACCCCAACCCACUCAUUAAGAUCGACAACGGUGGGCUCUGGCCGGCUCCCAAGAACCCCGUGACUCAUACUCCUGACCUGGUGGCUGUCGACGGCGAGGGAACGGUCUUCAUGUCGUCGUCUCCAAAACUAGGUAACGACGGGAUAACCAUCGACUCCUUGUCAGUCCCCAAGAACCCCGUGUCUCAGCCUCCUGACCUGGUGGCUGUCGACGGCGAGGGAACGGUCUUCAUGUCGUCGUCUCCAAAACUAGGUAACGACGGGAUAACCAUCGACUCCUUGUCAGUCCCCAAGAACCCCGUGUCUCAGCCUCCUGACCUGGUGGCUGUCGACGGCGAUGGAACGGUCUUCCUGUCGUCGUCUCCAAGACCAGACAGCGACGGCAUCAUCAUCAACUCCUUGCCGGACGAGAAGCCCAUAUUUAUAGCUGAUCCAUUCUCUUCCUCUUCCUCUUCCUCUUCUCCUUCCUCUUCCUCCUAUCAGGGGAGGACCUACAUCAGUUCCUCCUUCCCCUACAACGGUUACUACGCUCGAGGUGGUGUUGGCGUUCCCUCUUCUUCAAACCCGUCGGAAAUCUCAGGUGACAGUGAUCUGGAGGGUUCUGCUGAAUCUGCCGCCUACGAAAUAAAUGACAUUUCUGUGGGGCCCCAUAACAGUUUGCAGCAAGACAUUAACAGUGACUCUGGUCCGGGACCUGACGUCUCCAGUGUCAGUGACGAUUAUAGUAUGAGCUAUCCAUACGAAACUGAAUAUUAAACUUGAUGUAGUGUUUCUAUGGCUGAUUUACCCAUCUUGUUUUGUUCAUCAAAACAUCGAAUCUUGUCUCAGUAUUUUCUCAUUGCAUGGAAAUGAGGGUGUUCUAGUUCUGGUCCUUGAUCAUGUCUUGCUAGCAAUGCGCUUUUAGUGGUUCAGAGAGCCGUUUUCAGAGAGUUUCUGGCCGAUCGAGGAUUCGCUGUACAAAUUGACGCCAUAUAGUUCCCAAAUCUCUUGCCAUUUUUUUCUCCAGUUGCCAAAGGCUGUCUUUUGCUUUGUAACAAUAUCAUGCACUUGAGAUAUAAAUUACAAUUAUUUAUAUGUUCUCUGUUUACAUUUAAUGUAAAAUAUUACACUAAUCAUUUUAUAUGGGAUUGAUACAGUUAAAUGACAUCCGUGGAUGAGAUAAAAAUGACUAACUUUCUUACAGGCACUGACUCAUUUCUCUUUUCACUAUUAUUAGAAGUUUUAAACAACGGUCUUAUAUGAUGGCACUAAAGUCGCAUAAGUCCAUUCUCUUGAUUUCAAACAAAUCCUACACGCAUCGCUUUUUGGAAAUUUUGUGAGUUUCAAACCCUUUCACGAUUCACAUUCUUCGCACUUUUAUGGCGCUGAAAUGUAAACAAAAUGUGGUCACAAUGCUUCAAUUGAUUAAGAACUACACACUGUACAGUGAACAGUUUUCUUGAAAUUUUCUACUCAUUUGUAUGCGUCAUCCGUUUUAGCAAUGCUUCUCAUCUGCGAGUGUACUCUUCUAAUAAAGCUGUCAGAACAAAGCUCGUAAUUCCGUAAA
Acanthaster planci (crown-of-thorns starfish) is the source of this 2176-nucleotide messenger RNA. RefSeq lists its product as uncharacterized. The record is from RefSeq and is a predicted model, not a curated record. NCBI's taxonomy places the organism in Eukaryota, Metazoa, Echinodermata, Asteroidea, Valvatida, Acanthasteridae.